AUGGCCGAGUUCGAAGAGAAUGCAUCAGCGAUCCAGGAGAGAAUGAAGUUGAACAAUUUCUUAACUCGGAAGGAGAACAUCAAACACGGAACCAGCAUCAGGCGGAUGGAUCACAUAUUAAAAACAAAUAACAUACUUACCUUCAUGUGGACGUGGGUAGACAUGUUGUUCAGUGUCACGUUGUUUCCAUUCACAUUUUUGUUCGUCUGCAUUUUAUUGCCGUGUGUUCGACUAUGCACUUGUGGUCUCAAUGCGAUAGUUCGUUUUUAUCAUUAUGUAAAAACGAAUGACCCAAAAACUCAUUCAAUGGAAAAAAUGACUGGCAACGAAUUUUUCUGGUUAGCACCGAGCGACAAUGAAAGAACACAUUUUUUAAAUGUCAGGAUAUCCAGCAACACGGUGGUAGCCAUAACAAUUCAGAUGGUACAAAAAGCGUCAGAUCCUAUUCUGAAUUAUGAAACGUUUAAAGAAAUACUUCUGGAAAGGGUCGUAUACUUUAUGAAAGAAGAUUCCAAUAAACAUGUUUUUCCAAGGUUUACGAUGAGAAUUAGGAAUUUGCCGUUUGGAAAGAUGUGGAUUAAAGCAAAUAAUUUCAACAUCAAUGAUCACGUUUUUGAGGUAUUUUAA
Messenger RNA from Helobdella robusta, 627 nucleotides. RefSeq lists its product as hypothetical. The coding region runs from base 1 to 627 and encodes 208 amino acids. The transcript has a single exon. NCBI's taxonomy places the organism in Eukaryota, Metazoa, Annelida, Clitellata, Rhynchobdellida, Glossiphoniidae. The record is from RefSeq and is a predicted model, not a curated record.